AUGGCUUCACUGGAAUUUGGCCUUGUCAAUGCAGCCAACAGAUACUUGACUGCGGAACCUUUUCGUUUUCAGGUGACAGCCACAGGCUUGCAGCUGAAGCCGCGCCAGGUGUGGACACUGCAAUUUAUGGCUCCACAGGGAGCUGGAGCAGCUGGCCCAGGAGAAGGGGCUGGCCAGAAACUUCGCCUGCUCAGUGCCCUGAAGCGCUACUUGGCAGCUGACUCAAAUGGCAAAGUCACAUGUGAUCAGGAUCAACCAGGGCCUCAGACUGUCUUCCUGAUGCAGCAGUAUCCAGAUGGCAAGGUGUCUCUGCAGAAUGAACAGUCUAAGCGUUACUUGGGUGGGGCAGAGGAAAAUGUCACCUGCUUUGCUCAGGCUGCCACUGAAACUGAAAAAUGGACUCUACACCUGGCAGUGCACCCCAAUGUUGCCAUGUACAACCCCAACAGGAAGCGCUAUGUACGUUGUGAUGAGAAAGCUGGGGCACUGCGUUGUGACCGUGACAUGCCCUGGGGUGCUGAAUCAGUCAUCACUGUCUACUAUGAUUUCAAAGGUCUUCAGUCGGAGACAAACAAUGCUGAAAGAAGGAAAUUUUUCUGCCCCAUACCAGUGAAGAAGUAUGGAUUGAGCACUGGCACUGGCAAACUGUUGUCUCCUGAUGGCUCACUGGUGGUAGAAGUCACCCCACAAACUCUGUAUUCCCUCGAAGUGAACAAUGGGUUGGUGGCCCUGCGGGAUGAAGAAGGAAAAUACUUGACUGCACGUGAAGGUAUCAUGAAAACUGCCAAGAUGGACAAACCUGGACGAGAUGAGCUCUUCAGUAUAGAAGCCAGCCCUGCCCAGGUCUCAAUGCGGUCUUCUUCUACUAACAAGUUCAUCUGCUGCAGGCCAGGUGCUGACAUCUAUGCUAAUGCCAUGGCUGUAGGGAACACAGAGAUUUUCCAACUACUGUUUGAUGAUGACACAAAGAGAGUUUGCUUCCGUGGCUACUGUGGCACAUAUAUGUCCUUGGGUCCCAAUGACUGCAUUAUCAGCAGCAAACAAAAAGAUAGGAAUGUCUGGUUUGAACUCCAGUAUCAGGACCAGAAGGUCGUGCUGCGUAUAUGUGACAAAUACGUGUCCAUGCGGCCCAAUGGACAGCUUAUGGCAAUUCCCAAAGCUGCAGGCAAGAGUGAAGAAUUCCUGAUGGUGCUGGUAAACCGACCACUACUGGUGCUACACACUGAUGCUGGGUAUGUGGGCCUGUGUCCUGGCAUGAAGCGCCUUGAAGCAAACUGUGUCAGCUUUGUUGCCAGCAACCUGUCACUCACAGAGGAAGGCUACUACAAUUUCCAAAUUGGCAGCCAGUACUGGGUCCUGGAUAAAGAUGGACAAGUUAUGGUAACCAGUGACCAGCCAAGCAAUUUCACCAUCCAGUUUGCAUCUUCCACUUGUGUUAUCAUCAAAGCACCUAAUAACAAGUUUUUUGUGGCUGAUCUGGGAGGUCGAUUAUGGGCUGGGGCUUCAGAUGCAGCUAGUGCAACAUUGUUCCAUUACUGA
Eublepharis macularius is the source of this 1539-nucleotide messenger RNA. RefSeq names its product fascin-like. Gene Ontology annotation, molecular function: actin filament binding; protein-macromolecule adaptor activity. NCBI's taxonomy places the organism in Eukaryota, Metazoa, Chordata, Lepidosauria, Squamata, Eublepharidae. The transcript has 8 exons. Bases 1 to 1539 code for a protein of 512 amino acids. Gene Ontology annotation, cellular component: cytoplasm; actin cytoskeleton; ruffle. Gene Ontology annotation, biological process: cell migration; actin filament bundle assembly; establishment or maintenance of cell polarity. The record is from RefSeq and is a predicted model, not a curated record.